Eublepharis macularius is the source of this 1104-nucleotide messenger RNA. Its product is annotated as beta-1,3-galactosyltransferase 1-like. The record is from RefSeq and is a predicted model, not a curated record. Gene Ontology annotation, cellular component: membrane. NCBI's taxonomy places the organism in Eukaryota, Metazoa, Chordata, Lepidosauria, Squamata, Eublepharidae. The transcript has a single exon. Bases 1 to 1104 code for a protein of 367 amino acids. Gene Ontology annotation, molecular function: N-acetyl-beta-D-glucosaminide beta-(1,3)-galactosyltransferase activity.
AUGUUCCGGUCCCGGCUGCCUGUUUUACCAGUUGUGGGACUUCUCAUCCUCAGCUCCAACUUUCUGUUCUUGCUCAUUAUAAGGAUACCAAACAAGGGGCUAGAGGCUUUUUCCCUGCCUUGGGAAUGGCCCGGCAAUUCAGAUUCUUUAGGGGACCAUCCAAACAUCUCCAGAUUUGAAUGGAAACCUGACCUUCAGAAGACAACGAAAGCCAGGCCACUUAACCAACAGCCUCUAGCAACAGCCACUACUCAGCAUCCUUUGAAAGUUGUCUAUCCCCAUGUGUAUCCGUUUCUCAUUAAUGAGCCAAGUAAGUGUCAAGAGUGGGCCCCUUUCUUGGUCUUACUGGUGGUAAGCAAACCACAUGAUUUUACAGAAAGGCAAGCUAUUCGGCAGACAUGGGGCAACGAGAGCUCAGUCCCGGGUGUCUCCAUCAUUCGCCUCUUCCUUCUUGGUGCUGACCCGCUAUUCAGAUCUCCUCUGCAGCCCCUUUUGGAAGAGGAGAGUUCUCUCUACAGAGACAUUAUCCAGCAGGAGUUCCUGGACACCUACAACAACCUGACUCUGAAGACUCUGAUGGGCAUGGAGUGGGUAACCAGGUUCUGUCCGAAUGCCACCUACGUGAUGAAGGCAGACAGCGACAUCUUUCUCAAUGUGGGCUAUCUGGUGUCAAAGCUGCUGCAGCCCCACUUACCACCUAAGAAAGAUUACAUGACAGGGUACAUCUACAGGAACACGGGGCCGCUGCGCGACAAGGCCUACAAAUGGUACGUGCCACGAGAAGUGUAUCCCAAUGACACUUAUCCCCCCUACUGUGGAGGCCCUGGGUACGUACUGUCUGGGGAUCUGGCCAAGAAGGUCUUCCAAGUGGCUCAGACUAUCCCAGUUAUCAACAUGGAAGACUCCUUUAUGGGGAUCUGUCUAUAUACACUGGGCAUUGAGGUGACAGAGAGCCCCUGGGGUUUGUUCCAUGUAUUUAAAGUAGACUAUGAGAAGUGCAGGUUCUCUGAGUUAGUGGUGGUCCAUCACUAUAGUCCCGAGGAGCUGCUGCAGAUUUGGCCCAACUUUACAGAUCAGAACAAAAAUUGCACGAGUCAAAACUGA